CAGCCAGCCAACACGGGGUUAUCAUUCGAAGAAAAGAGUUCUGUCGUAGAUAAACACGGUGGGAUAAAACAGGAGGACCUGCUGAGGGCUUUGUCUUAUCAGGAUAUCGGAGUGCAGCAGCUCAGGAAUCGUCUGAGCGAGGGAAAAGCUAUCGUUGCCUUGUGAAGCGAAAACGCACCCACUCACCCACCCACGGAUGUGUCUGUACUUGGGAGUCGUGGAACACCUGCUGGAUGUGGUGGCCUACUGCAUGUGCCGUGUCCUGGAGCUGUCCCUGUUCACCUGCAUGAUGGUCUGCGGCUCGCUGAAGGCCAAGCUGACCCACGGGCCCACCAACGAGCUGGAGCAAUGACCGGGCCACUACGAGAGCUGCUAAGAGGAUGCGCUCCCAGGAUGCGUGUGUGCUUGUGUGUGCGAUUCGGCUAAAAUUUAAUAAAUGAAACUUUUUCUAUAGUGGCGAAUAAAUUACGACUUGUAUGUGUGCGAAAA
Messenger RNA from Drosophila biarmipes, 489 nucleotides. RefSeq lists its product as uncharacterized. Bases 197 to 352 code for a protein of 51 amino acids. The record is from RefSeq and is a predicted model, not a curated record. The transcript has a single exon. Lineage: Eukaryota; Metazoa; Arthropoda; Insecta; Diptera; Drosophilidae.